GAGAGAGAGUAAGAGUAAGAGAGAGAGAGAGAGGGGGUUAGAAAUAACUACAGCGGAUGCGAACCGGUUGUUGGUAAGUGUGUAAUGUCGAUUUGGAAGCUGUGUCGUCGUCAGUGAUUCGUCUGCAAACUUCUCGUGGAAUAUUUACAUUACAAAAGAGGCUACAUAAGCUUUACCAUGGACCAGUCUGUGUGUCUGGAUGAUGACGACGAUGAUAUCAUCUCCGAUAUCGUAAAUACUGCUCAUCUCAACAUUGACCAGGAUCCUUUGAGCUCUACAUUAGUCCACUCACCUACCACCGAUACACUGGACUCUGUGAUGCUGGAGCCUUCUCCUUCCGAAGAUGGCAGUGAGGAGCAGGAUGGAGAGGAGCUGGCAAAAAGCAAUUCAGUAAGUCCAAUCCCUGACGAUUCUUCAUUGCAAGAUCUUGAAAGUGAUGCCAUAGAAGCAGCAACAGAAACUGUAGCAGCAGCAGCAGCAGCAACAACAGCAGCAGCAGAUGAUGAUGAUGAAGUAGAGGUGACACCUGCUGUUGAUGAUGAAGAAGUGAUCCCCCCAGUGGAGCAACAAGACCAACAGGAUAUAAUGAUAACGAUAACUUCACCCACCACAUUGGAUACAGCAGCAGCAUCAAGUGAAAAUGAAGAGAAGUCACCAGGAGCAGAGAGUCCUACAGAGUUUCAUAUUCCAGACAAUGAAGACAAUGCAGAUCUUCCUGAGCAAGCAGCCAGUGAAGGGACAGCCGAAAUGGAUGAGAGCUGCUUGAACCAGCCAUCAAUCAGCAGCUACUUUGCGACACCACCAGUGACCAGCAACGACUCGGCUGAGAACUUUUUUGAUAACCUAACAAUUGAUACAAAGCCACCACCGACUUCACCAAUACCACCAGCCCUGGAUUCACUCACACUGGAACAGGCAGAGAACUGCAAUGAGGUAGUUCAUUCACAGAGCACAGACAUUUUACCGACAUCCCCUAGAAAUUUUGCACAGGUACACCAAGAACCUGAAAGCGUCACAUUUGAAGGAACCGAAUCUGUUCUUGAAGAAAACUGCAAUGCACAAGAAAAGGAAGAUUUUCUUUUAGAUGAUGAAGAAUUUGAAUCAUUCACUGCAGAAGAAAGCCAGAUUGGAUUUGAACUUGGUUUGACUAGCUCUCCGAAACAAGUACUACCAGAAAAUUAUUCACACAGCACCGAUCACACUCCCCAUGAAAGAGAACGACAUGUUUCUUCGUCUUCUAGUAAAACACCACUAUCAUCAGAGGUUGUCAGGGAGAACAGUAUGAACCAGUUCUUCUCUGAAGUAUCACCCUCACUGGCUGAAGAGCCAGACGUGCCACUAUCACCCGCAAUUAACACAUCACCCGCAGUACCAAAACUAGUUGCUACUGAAAAUGUCAUUGUUCAGGCUGCAGUCUCCAGUCAUGGUACGCCUGUCCAUCAAAACCAACACAUCUCAUCCGCUGGAGUUUCAUCAGUACCUUUCCAACAGUUCAUCGAAGAUGUCAACACGGACGACCUCUUUACGAUGGGUCUUGACAUGAGCGAUUCUGACCGACGGCAUGAUGCUUGGGUCCCUGUAGAAUCAACACAGAAGAUACUCAAUGAGAUUGCUUCAGCACAAGAAAAACCUGAAUACACUUCAGAAAUGCUCUCUACUCCAGGCAUCACAGUUGAAGAAGCACAACCUGAUCCCAUUCAAGAGAUGUUACGGAAAUUCAUGGGAGACGAUGAAGCUGAUCUCAGGCAAACAAUGUCGGCUGAUGCUGUCUCACAGGAUACUGAUGGCUUGUGUAAACUUGUGAAGAACGAAUGCUUCCGCGCUGCUGUCGAAAUGACUGGGAGGCUGUUGAUUGCUGCCAAACAAGGUCCUGAUAAUAUUGGGCAGAUCACACUGCACACACCUCACAUUUUACAGAUUUGGUUUUGUAGAAUUGCAUUGUUGUUAAAGCUACGGCUUUACACUGUUGCUCAUUCUGAACUGCAGAACUUCAAGAACCUCGACACACCCGAUCUCUACUACCAAUACUACCCUGGCAAUUAUCCUGGACGAAAGGGUUCUAUGGUCCCAUUUGGUCUUCGUCUUUUGGAUGCUCAACUUCCAUUUUAUCUUGGACACAACAAAGAUGCAGUAGACAAAUUGUAUUAUAUUCUUUCCGUUGUGCAACAGAUCAUUUCAAAUCUUGAAAGUGGUUUAUCAGAAGAUGGCUCUUCAGUGGAACUGACUCCAGAAUCUAAGAAAGCUUCCCUUGAACUAUGGUCCAAGCGACAGUGUCAAGUGAUGUAUAUCAUUGCCAACAUACUUCUGUCCAUCAAGGAUUAUGUAGCUGCCCUCGAUGUCUAUCAAGAACUACUGAAGAAAGAUGCGGAUAGUCAGAGUGCUUUGCUAACUGGCAUUGGACGUAUAUUCCUCCAGAUGGGAGAUAUUGGAACAGCAGAAAGUUAUUUCAAGAAAUCUGAAGAUCUCAAUUCUGGAAAAAAACGCAGUGCUGCAAAGACUGCUUUAAACAAAGGACUUGUUGCAUUGUGUACCAGCAACUUUCAUGAAGCAUUCCAACAUUUCAAAGCUGCCGUUGUUGAAGACCCCAGUAAUCCAGUGGCAGUGAACAACAUGGCCGUAUCGUCACUGUAUUUAGGCAAACUGAAAGAUGCUCUGGACACUUUGGAAGACCUCGUCCAAUCAGACCCAACACACAACCUUCAUGAAGGCAUAUUAUUUAACUUAUGCACUCUGUACGAGCUGGAAUCAUCACAUGCACCACAAAAGAAGCAAGCCUUACUUAGCCUUGUCAGUAAACAUAAAGGGGACAGCUUUCAUGUUGCUUGUCUUAAAAUGUCAUAGACUAAAUUUGACUUAAGGGACUUCUUAACAAAUGAACCAACAACACAAGAUGGACGUUGGAUGUUUAUAUUUUGACAAUGCUUCAUCAGUAACUUUGAAUCACUUUUUGCUUAAAUGUAUAUAUAUAUAUAUAUAUAUAUAUAUAUAUAUAUACAACACA
Molecule: messenger RNA, 3001 nt
Organism: Octopus sinensis (East Asian common octopus)
Lineage: Eukaryota; Metazoa; Mollusca; Cephalopoda; Octopoda; Octopodidae
Product: trafficking protein particle complex subunit 12
Exons: 14
Coding region: 178-2841 (887 amino acids)
Cellular component (GO): TRAPP complex; Golgi apparatus
Molecular function (GO): protein binding
Source: RefSeq, a predicted model, not a curated record